Molecule: messenger RNA, 1729 nt
Organism: Tachyglossus aculeatus (Australian echidna)
Lineage: Eukaryota; Metazoa; Chordata; Mammalia; Monotremata; Tachyglossidae
Gene: THTPA
Product: thiamine triphosphatase
Exons: 3
Coding region: 363-1076 (237 amino acids)
Biological process (GO): thiamine diphosphate metabolic process; dephosphorylation; thiamine metabolic process
Molecular function (GO): thiamine triphosphate phosphatase activity; magnesium ion binding
Source: RefSeq, a predicted model, not a curated record
GGCCCGGGGAGCCAGACCCGGGAGAGAAGGGGAUUUCCAAAGAAAAGAUAGAAAGAAAAAGAAAAGUUUUUUUUUUUUUUCCAUUUUGCAAACCAACUCACCCCCCCUCGAAACCCGUUUGCACCGAUUUAGGUGUGAGGGAGGGAAGGAGAGAGAGAGAGAAGGUGGCAGAGACGGGCGGAGGAGAGCACGGAGACGGAGGUGGAGGUGGUAGUGGCCGUGCCAAUCGUCAACCUUCCGUGAGAUGCCCUAAGCCCCGUGGCGGCCGGUGAGGUGAGGGUGCCCCCGUCCCCACCGGCCCCCCACCUUCAGUCCCUCUCGCCCGUUGGGCGGGCGGCGGGCCCGGGCUCGGAGCGGGCCUCAUGGCGUCGGGCCGGAUCGAAGUGGAGUGCAAGUUCGUGCCAGGGCCGGGCACCGAGGAGCGGCUGCGGGGCCUGGGCGGCACGUUGGCGCGGCGGACCUCCUUCAGCGACAGCUACUACGACACCGCCGAGCUGGCCCUGAUGCGGGCCGACCACUGGCUGCGGCGGAGGGAGGGCAGCGGCUGGGAGCUCAAGUGCCCCGGGCCGGGGGCCGCCCCGGGCCCCCACACCCGCUACGACGAGCUGACGGCCGAGCCCGCCAUCGCGGCCCGCCUGGGCCGGGUGCUGGGGGCCGGGCCUCGGGGGGCCGACCGCGUGGACGGCCUGCUGGGGCCCCUCGGCCUGCACGAGGUGGCCACUUUUGCCACCCAGAGGAGCUCCUGGAAGCUGAGGCCGGCCGAGGAGGAGGAGGACGAGGACGAGGAGGAGGCCGGCGGGCUGCUGACGGUGGAUCUGGACCGGGCCGACUUCGGCUACGCCGUGGGGGAAGUGGAGGCCCUGGUGCGGGAGGAGGCCCAGGUGCCGGGCGCCUUGGAGAGGAUCCGUCACUUCAGGCGCCUGCUUGGUGUGCCCGAGGUGGAACGCCCCCCUGCCAAGCUCCUGGUCUACCUGCAGCGCUUCCGACCUCAGGACUACCAGAGGCUCCUGGCCGCGGCCACCGGACAGCAGUGGGGGACGGUGGCGGCCCCCGAGGAAGGGCGUCCAACCGUGUGACAGGUGACUCGGGGGGCCGUGGGACCCUCCCGGGCCCCCUCGCCCCGGCCCGCCUCUUCUCCCUCUCCAGCCUCGCGCCCGGGCCCUCCGCCUCUCAUCCGUCAGAUGCAAUCUGCGGGCCGCCCCUCUCCCCCGGCCGCUAAGCAGCCUCCAUUGAUUUCCGCUCGUGUUUAUAGGAUUUCCACUUAGCCGUGAUCAGUAGUUAAGCGCAGGAAAAUCCCUCGCCGUCCCCCCAGCCCCGCUCCCCCCGAACCGGGUCGAUGCCAUCGAUUCCGCCGGCGGCUCCUAACCGCCUCACGGCUGAAGCGGAGGAGGGCAGGCGGGUGGGAGCGGGGAGAGGCCGAGUGCAGCAGGGAUUCCCCCGUCCCGGACUCCGACCGUAGUCUUCCCCAACCCGGGCUGCCGAAGGGAGGAGAGAGAGGGUCCGGGAAAGGAAAGAGCCGAAGGCCGGAGCGCGUGAAGGGGAUAGAGAGAGAGCGCGCUGUGGGGUGGACAGAGAACCGUGAGGGGAGAGAGAAAACGGUGAGAGGAAGCCUCAGACCAGGCCUAAACUGCUAGAGAAGCCGCCCGGCUCAGUGGAAGCGCUUAGUCCAGUGCUCUGCAUACAGUAAGCGCUCAAUAAAUACGACUGAUUGAUUGGAAAGACCCCAGAG